AUGCGGAUUCCAAUCGCGGUGCAGCUGGGGCUGCUAGUGCUUCUAACAGCCGUCCUAGGAGUGGCAGUGCUCGCCAUUGCCACGUGGUUUACCACCUAUGACUUUGUGGUCGGAGUUCAAUCACAGAGUCUAGAACUCGUUGCGACCAUCAAGGCGAGCCAAAUUGCCUCCAAUUUAGAUCUCCUCGAAACCACCUGCAAGACCAUCGCGACACGCAUUCUAAUUCAAUCGGCACUCAAGCGCUAUUAUGCCGGCAACAAUACCGAUGCAAAUUGGGUAAACUCGAUCGCCGAUGUCCAGUCGGCGCUCGGAAGCCGGGGAUACUUGAGCCUCUACCAGGCCAUCAUCUAUUCCAACAAUGGACAAGAAAACAAAGAGACACUGCUGAAUGUGACGAGUGAAACAGUCCCAGACAUCAAGCUACCAUACUAUUAUCCCAAUGGGAGCUCGGUGAUGCUGGGCAAUGAGGGAAUAGGCUACCCGCCCUCGCUAUAUCCGAAUUUGACGUACCAGGGCACAGGCGACAACGACUCCGUAACAGUCUAUGCGUUCCCAGAGUAUAGCCUUGGACUGGACUCGGCAAUGCUCCUAGGACCUUUGAAAGUCAAUACGUCCUUCUCCCUCGUAUCCUUGACCCUGCCGAUUGUCAACAACACAUCGAACACGGAGAUCCUGGGAUUUGUGACGAUCGUCGCCAGUGCCGCCAAUCUACAGAGUGUCGUGAGCUCACGGGAUGGAUUAGGGAAUACGGGACAAGUGCUUUUGUUAGGGCCAACGCAGCCCGAAAAUACAUUCGUUGCCAGUGCUCAACCUGCAACAGCCACAUCAACUGCGGACGCGGCUGGGCUGGAGAAAGCGCAGGUGCACUAUGUCUUUGAGCCCACCCCCCUGCCCAGCCAGGCGAGCCGACACAGUGGGAUGUCGACGGAUACUCCCUUUGCACUCUCGACGUACCCGAUGGCCAUGAGAGCCAUGUUGCAAUCGUAUGGUAACCAAGGCAAAGCUUUCAGCCAAUUAUCAACCCAGAACGAGAAAGGAAUCAAUGUGGCGGUUGGGGCGGUGCGUCCUCAAAAUACCCUGGUUCAAUGGGUUCUGCUCAUUGAAGAAUCCCAUUCGGAAGCCUUUUCACCCAUACUUCGACUACGGAAGAUCAUUCUCGCGUGUGUGUUUGGGACGGCUGGCGCAAUCAUCCUCUUCGUUCCUCUCUUGACGCAUUGGGCGGUCGCUCCUAUCCGAAGAUUACGUGAGGCCGCGAAAAGGUCAGUCGAGCCUGAGAUCGCUCGACAUCCUGCGCCCUCAAUCCAAGAGCGAACAUACACAGGUACGGAUGAUGGACUAGGGGAUCCGGUGGAACAUAUUGAAGAGCACAUGAGCGAGAAGGUAUCUCCGGCCGCCUGGGUGAAGCGUCUUCGAAACCCCCUGGGGAGGUUGAACAGUUCCACCGGCGUUGGCAAUACCCGGAACGCUCGCGGAUUUCAGGUACCUGGGAGAAUAAAGGAACGGAAGCAUUGUGUGACGGAUGAACUCACAGAGCUAACAAAAACGUUCAACGAGAUGUCCGACGAACUAACUAUUCAGUACAAUCGGCUGGAAGAGCGAGUGGCUGAGCGGACCCGAGAGCUUGAAAAGGCCAAAUUGGCAGCUGAAACAGCCAACGAGAGCAAAACACUGUUCAUUGCCAACAUUUCUCAUGAGCUGAAGACUCCCCUUAAUGGAAUUCUUGGAAUGUGUGCCGUGUGCAUGGGCGAAGAGGAUCUUUCUCGAAUCAAGAAGUCUCUGCAAGUCGUCUAUCAAUCAGGAGAUCUGCUUUUGCACCUCUUGAAUGAUUUACUCACGUUCAGCAAAAACCAAAUCGAUCAAGCAAUUCAGAUUGAAGAGAAGGAGUUCAAAUUGUCCGAUGUUCGAUCACAACUUGCCAUCAUCUUCCAGAAUCAAGUGCAUGAGAAGCAUAUCGACUUCAGUGUCAAUUUUGUCUCUGGGGGAGUCACCGAGCCUAGGGGCACUGUGUGUCGUGACCGAUCAUCUGAGCAACAGAGUCCAGUCUUCGGCCUUUCUGCAAAUGGUCGACUCUCAGACAUGCUUCUAUGGGGAGAUCAGCAUCGAAUUCUUCAGGUGCUCAUCAAUCUGGUUAGCAACAGUCUGAAGUUCACACCCGAACACGGGAAAGUGGAGGUUCAUAUCCGUUGCAUUGAUGACCCUACCAACGAAGAUAACUCUAUAGCUCACAAAGAUCGAACUCGACGCAACUCAAGAUUCCGGUCUCCAACGGCUUCGAGUGCGACAUCAUCGAUUGGUAUCAGAGCGCACGCAAAUGACGCCCAACCUGAGGGUCAGGUUAUGAUGCACCCCAAUCUCCGCCAGGUGAGAUUUGAGUUUGAAGUUCGUGACAAUGGGCCGGGUAUUCCUGCGCAUUUACAUCGACGUAUCUUUGAUCCUUUUGUUCAAGGUGAUCUGGGGUUGAACCGAAAGUAUGGAGGAACUGGUCUAGGAUUGAGCAUUUGUGCUCAGUUGUCCCGCAUCAUGGGUGGUGUUAUCCUCCUUGAGAGCGAGGAAGGGAAGGGGUCUCUUUUCACACUCAAGAUUCCCCUCGGAUUUGUGAGGGAGCUUGUCCCUAGCACACAUACCUCGAGCAUUCCAGGAUCCCGGACUCCUAGUGUUCUGUCUCUGGAAGACUUUUCUAACACCGCGAGAACGCCCUCCAAUCAUGGAUCAGUCCGAAAUGAAUCUCAUGCGCCUGGCUUUGAGAAGUCGGAAAUCCAACCACGCUUGGUUGGACUCAGUCAACCGUUUUUUGCCCCGGCCGUGCCUUCAUCUCCUGCGCCACAGCUACCAGCAAGCCUACAGUCGACUCAAAGCACCACAGAGAAUAGCGAUGGAUCCAAAAGAAUUCGUGUUUUGGUUGCCGAGGACAACACGGUGAAUCAGGAAGUCGUGCGCCGCAUGCUUGCGUUAGAGGAAGUCUAUGAUGUUAUCAUUGUGAAGGAUGGCCAGGAGGCAUUUGACACCGUCAAGUCUAACAUGGAGAAAGGCGAGGUCUUUGACCUGAUAUUCAUGGACAUCCAGAUGCCUAUUCUGGAUGGACUGGAAAGUACACGAUUGAUUCGUCAGAUGGGAUACUCUGCGCCCAUUGUGGCAUUAAGUGCCUUUGCGGAAGAAAGCAACAUCAAAGACUGUAUGGAUUCGGGCAUGGACAUGUUCAUAAGUAAACCCAUUCGACGACCUGCUUUGAAACAAGUUUUGAGCAAAUUUUCUACGAUCAUGGAGGAGACCGAGACAGGCACAUAA
Penicillium nucicola is the source of this 3285-nucleotide messenger RNA. RefSeq names its product putative sensor histidine kinase/response regulator TcsB/Sln1 (gene tcsB). The coding region runs from base 1 to 3285 and encodes 1094 amino acids. NCBI's taxonomy places the organism in Eukaryota, Fungi, Ascomycota, Eurotiomycetes, Eurotiales, Aspergillaceae. Gene Ontology annotation, biological process: phosphorelay signal transduction system; phosphorylation. Gene Ontology annotation, molecular function: phosphorelay sensor kinase activity. The record is from RefSeq and is a predicted model, not a curated record. The transcript has 7 exons.